This is a messenger RNA of Didymosphaeria variabile, 357 nucleotides long. RefSeq lists its product as uncharacterized. NCBI's taxonomy places the organism in Eukaryota, Fungi, Ascomycota, Dothideomycetes, Pleosporales, Didymosphaeriaceae. The record is from RefSeq and is a predicted model, not a curated record. The coding region runs from base 1 to 357 and encodes 118 amino acids. The transcript has 2 exons.
AUGGAACGCAAGCGCCACGGCCAAACGAUGCAAAACCAGUACUCAUACUACGCCCAACCCAACCAGGCCUACGGUCAGCAACAACAAGCGUACGGCCCCCGCCCAGACGGCACGUGGCCUGAGCCGCCGCCAAUGUAUAACAACGAUGCGCCGCCAGGAUACCUGCCGCCGCCCGGAGCGACGAAGAUGGAUCCGAAUCAGGCGCCGGGGAACGUUGAGAUGGGACAGUAUCCGCCGCCGCCUCCGAUGGGGGCGCAGCAGACGGGUGUGACGGGCGAGAGUGGUUUCCAGCAGGAGAUGCCGCCACGGCCGCCGCAGGCGAAAUUAGCAAAGUUGAUGGGGAGGUUUAGGAAGUAA